Pistacia vera is the source of this 2075-nucleotide messenger RNA. Its product is annotated as 4-coumarate--CoA ligase 2. Lineage: Eukaryota; Viridiplantae; Streptophyta; Magnoliopsida; Sapindales; Anacardiaceae. The record is from RefSeq and is a predicted model, not a curated record. The transcript is spliced from 6 exons. Gene Ontology annotation, molecular function: 4-coumarate-CoA ligase activity. Bases 94 to 1800 code for a protein of 568 amino acids.
CCCAUUAGCUCUACCUACCACCAGUGCCCCUUCUUCAUAUUUAUUUUUCUUUCCACACUCUUUCUCUCAACUUCAAUUUUUUGAAGCUUCAAUAUGAUCUCCAUAGCUAAUUCUCUUGAGCAAGUUCAAAAACCUGAGCUUUCUCCUUCUACCAAUUCUAAUAAUAAUGAGAAAACUCAUGUUUUCAAGUCUAAACUUCCUGAUAUUCCCAUCAAUAAUCAUCUCCCUCUCCACACUUAUUGCUUCGAAAACCUCUCCACUUUCGCCGAUAACCCUUGUUUGAUCGCCGGUUCCACUGGCAAAUCUUACUCGUUUGCUGAAACUCACCUUAUUUGUCGAAGAACUGCUGCCGGUUUAGCUGGUUUAGGCAUAAAAAAGGGCGAUGUCAUCAUGAUUCUUCUCCAAAACUGUGCCGAAUUCGUCUUCUCGUUCAUGGGAGCUUCUAUGAUCGGCGCUGUCACCACCACGGCGAACCCCUUCUACACUUCUCCUGAAAUCUUUAAGCAAUUCAAGGGUUCUCAAGCUAAAAUCAUCAUCACACAAUCGCAAUACGUCGACAAGCUUCGAGACUCGAACGAAAAGUUUCCGGAAAUAGGCGAAGAUUUUACAGUGAUCACAGUGGAUGACCCGCCGGAAAAUUGCCUACAUUUCAGUGCAUUAUCGGAGGCGAAUGAGAACCAAAUCCCUCAAGUUUCAAUCGACCCCGAUGAUGCUGUAGCUUUACCAUUUUCUUCCGGCACAACAGGACUCCCCAAAGGAGUCAUUUUAACGCACAAGAGUUUGAUCACAAGCGUCGCGCAACAAGUGGACGGCGAGAACCCAAAUUUAUUCUUGAAAGGCGACGAUGUGGUGCUCUGUGUGCUGCCAUUGUUCCAUAUUUAUUCGUUAAACAGUGUCCUUUUGUGUUCGCUGAGAGCCGGCUCCGCAGUUUUGUUGAUGCAGAAGUUUGAGAUAAGAGCACUGUUGGAGUUGAUACAAAAGCACAAGGUGUCGGUGGCGGCGGUGGUGCCGCCACUGGUGCUGGCACUGGCGAAGAAUCCGAUGGUGGCGGAGUUCGACCUAAGCUCAAUAAGGGUGGUGCUUUCGGGGGCGGCACCGCUAGGAAAGGAGCUGGAAGGGGCGCUCCGGAGUAGAGUUCCGCAAGCAAUUUUGGGACAGGGGUAUGGAAUGACGGAGGCGGGACCAGUGUUAUCAAUGUGCCUUGCGUUUGCAAAACAGCCGUUCCCAACCAAAUCAGGGUCGUGUGGGACUGUGGUUAGAAAUGCAGAUCUCAAGGUUAUUGACCCUGACUCUGGUUCCCCUCUUCCCCGCAAUCAACCCGGCGAAAUUUGCAUCCGAGGUUCUCAAAUUAUGCAAGGAUAUUUGAAUGAUCCUGAGGCCACGGCUACAACUAUAGACAUUGAGGGUUGGCUUCACACCGGAGAUAUAGGUUUCGUUGACGAUGACGAUGAAAUUUUCAUUGUUGAUAGAGUGAAAGAAAUUAUCAAAUUCAAAGGCUUCCAGGUGCCCCCAGCUGAGCUUGAGGCUCUUCUUAUAAAUCAUUCAUGUAUUGCAGAUGCGGCUGUUGUACCGCAAAAAGAUGAAGUAGCAGGAGAAGUUCCAGUGGCAUUUGUGGUUAGAACAAAAGGCCUUGAACUCUCUGAAGAAGCAGUAAAAGAAUACGUAGCAAAUCAGGUAGUGUUUUACAAGAGAUUGCACAAGGUGUACUUUGUUCAUGCAAUUCCAAAGUCUCCUUCUGGAAAGAUUUUGAGAAAAGAUCUAAGAGCCAAGUUGGCCACUCCACCUUCUUCUUUGCCCUAGUUUCAUUUUCUUUUCAUAUUAUAUUAUUCACAAUCUUCUUCUUUUUAAUCUUUUGUUCUUGGUUUUUAUUUUCCCUUUGUUUUCUCGUCAUGUAAUUUUAUUAAUAGUUGCCAAAAUUUCUUGUAAUAAUGUGAACUCUAUUAAGUUCUAUUAUUCUUUGAAUUGCUUUUAUUGUUAGAAUCACGUCGUUUAUUUUGUAAUCGUUAUUCUUUGAGUACGUCUGAAUCUUGUGAAAGAGAAUGACCUUCUAGCUUUUAAGGUGGAUGGUUUCUUUA